Molecule: messenger RNA, 2287 nt
Organism: Harmonia axyridis
Lineage: Eukaryota; Metazoa; Arthropoda; Insecta; Coleoptera; Coccinellidae
Product: tyrosine-protein phosphatase corkscrew-like
Exons: 1
Coding region: 167-2041 (624 amino acids)
Biological process (GO): protein dephosphorylation
Molecular function (GO): protein tyrosine phosphatase activity
Source: RefSeq, a predicted model, not a curated record
GGAAAAGGAACUGAAUACGGGUAUUUACAUAUUUUUGAACUAGGAAAACAAAAAACCAUGAAUAAAAAACAUAUCCUAAUAACUAUAGACUGAUUUUCCGUUUUACACUGUUACGUUCACACUAUUAUAUAAUUGAAAAAAAAACGAAAUUUUUCUCUAGUAAAAAAUGCACUCUAGAAGAUGGUUUUGGCCACACUUAUCAGGCCCUGAAGCUGAGAAAUUACUUAUGGAAAGAGGAGUAGACUGCAGCUUUUUAGCAAGGCCUAGUUUAAACAAUCCCGGAGAUUUCACUCUUUCUGUAAGACGACACGACCAAAUAACACACAUAAGAAUACAGAAUUCUGGGGACUUUCUUGAUCUUUACGGUGGUGAGAAAUUUGCCACCCUUUCUGAGCUUGUCGAGCACUAUAUGGAAAACCGCGGACAACUCAAGGAGAAAAACGGGGAUGUGAUAGAACUUAAGUACCCCCUUCUAAGCAGAGACCCCACAACCCAAAGAUGGUUUCACGGCAACCUGACAGGUAAAAAUGCAGAAGCCCUUCUUGGAGAAAGAGGCAAGAGUGGGAGUUUUUUGGUAAGGGAAAGCCAAUCGAAAAUUGGAGAUUUCGUUUUAUCUGUGAGAAUAAAUGAUAAAGUGACACAUAUCAAAAUAAGAUCAACUGAAGACAACUAUUACGAUGUGGGUGGAGGAGAGAAAUUCAGCACAUUGACUGAACUUAUAGACUAUUACAGAAAUAACCCAAUGGUAGAGACAACAGGUCUUGUUGUACAUCUGAAGCACCCAUUCAAUGCGACUAAAAUAAAUGCUUCAGGUAUUUGCUCUAGAGUCAGGGAACUCCAAAGGGAGAAUAACACCAAAGAAGUUGGUUUCAGAGAAGAAUUCGAGUCUCUUCAACAGCAAGAAUCUAAACUGCUGUAUUCCAGAGAAGAAGGUUCAAAAUUGGAAAAUAAACACAAAAACAAAUAUAAGAACAUACUGCCUUUCGACCAUACAAGAGUGAAACUUAAAAACUUUUUUGAAUCGGACUAUAUAAAUGCAAAUUACAUAAAUUGGAGCAACGACACCACUAGCAUUACAAGUAGUAACAAAAUAUAUGAAAAUUUAGAAUUCACUGGGAAAACCUACAUAGCUACUCAAGGAUGUCUUCCGGAUACCUUGAGAGAUUUUUGGUACAUGGUUUGGCAAGAAAAAUGUCGGGUUAUAGUGAUGACCACCAAGGAAACAGAAAGAGGAAAGAAAAAAUGUGAAAAAUAUUGGCCAGACCAAGACAAAACAGAAACUUAUGGGGAAAUCAUUGUAGAAAGCAUAGAAGAGGUCAUAUAUCUUCACUAUACCUUACGGAGAUUCUCUAUAACCAUUGGGGAGAACAAACGGACAGUCUUUCAUUACCAUUUUCAAGCUUGGCCAGAUCAUGGAGUCCCCUCCGAUCCAGGUAGUGUCUUGAACUUUCUACAGGAAGUGAACAAACGGUAUGAAAAUAUCAAGUUGGAAUAUCUGGAAGGCAAUGGCCCAGGACCUGUGCUGGUCCAUUGCUCCGCUGGAAUUGGUCGAACUGGCACCUUCAUCGUGAUAGACAUGAUCUUGGACUACUUGAAGACGCAUGGACUCAACAGCGAGAUAGACAUACAGAAGACUGUUCAGAUGGUGAGGUCCCAGAGGUCUGGAAUGGUCCAAACAGAGGCCCAGUAUAAAUUUGUCUACUUGGCAGUCAAGCAUUACAUAGAAACGACCACAGAAAGGAGGAGGGCCAACCAGAAGUCUCUGCAAAUCGGGAGGAACUACACUAACCUUUACGGCAACACAAAUUCUUCAGUUGCCAAUAGAAGAAUGACGCUGAGUAAUCUACCUACAAUACCGUCAGUUACAUCAGCUAACAACAGAGCUAGUUGGACAACCUUUUCACCAAACUCCCCGGAGGACCUAAUUAAAUUCUUCGAUUACGAAAAUAUAGGACUACAGAACGCACCACCUGUUCCUCCAAGAAACUUUAAGAGACCUACAGAAAGGAAUUAUUUGGAUAAAGAUAGGCCUAUAAGAUGACCAAAGUGGGCAGCUACCAUUGGUGGAGCAUUCAAUUGUGAUAAGUUAUGGGUGACAAGAAUAGACCCUUGAUUGAUUCCAAUUUCUAACAGUGCCAAACGAGUAUGAUAAUCAUACAAACUGAUCGAUAUUUUUACUGUAGUUUUUUAUUAAUGGAGUUAUAUUUCAACAAAUUCUAAUUAUUAGUGUAUAAAAACUAUUUUGUAUAUUUUGUUUGAAUACAACUAAAAGCACAUAUUCUUUUCA